This is a messenger RNA of Colletotrichum graminicola M1.001, 1074 nucleotides long. RefSeq lists its product as uncharacterized. The record is from RefSeq and is a predicted model, not a curated record. The coding region runs from base 1 to 1074 and encodes 357 amino acids. The transcript is spliced from 4 exons. Lineage: Eukaryota; Fungi; Ascomycota; Sordariomycetes; Glomerellales; Glomerellaceae.
AUGGUCGAGGGGAAUCUCCCCGGGGAGAGCAAUGCGCACAUGGUUCAAGUGCCGGCCAUCGUCUUCUUUGUUCUGACACCCAUAUUCGUGGGCAUACGCUUUUGGUCACGGAUCAAGACAAGGUCUGGUAUAGGUUGGGAUGACUGGACAAUCUUAUUCUCAUUCUUUUGCUGCCUGAUCGUAUCAGUCCUGAUGAUCAUCUCUUGCGAGUAUGGAUUCGGCCAGCAUAUCAAGAACCUAUCAAGGCCAAACAAGUUAAUGUCACUCAAAACGUUUUAUGUAGCGCAAAUCUUCUACAAGGUCACCAUCAACCUUACAAAAGCCUCGAUCCUGCUCCUUUACCUACGUAUCUUUGUACAACGGUACUUUAGGAUUCUAUGCCACGUACUACUCAGCAUAAUUCUGACAUAUAUGGUGACCACAUCGGCUUCGUCCAUCUGGCAAUGCACUCCCAUCCCCCGCGCAUGGGAUAAGUCUAUCCCCGGCACCUGCAUCAGCUUGACGAUGAACUGGUACGCCAAUGCCGGAUUUUCUAUCGCAACUGAUAUUCUUAUUAUGGCGUUGCCACAGCAUGUGAUUUGGCGGUCAAAACUUCCGACCAAGCAGAAAAUGGCGAUCAUGAUUAUCUUCGCCCUGGGGUUGUUUGUCACCAUCACGAGCAUUCUACGCAUGACGACGCUGAAUCUCUCUACAACUAGUCCAGACACAACAUUUGACAUUGCAUCUACUCUUUGGACACUCGUCGAGGAGAACCUCGCCAUCAUCUGCGCCUGUCUACCCAUGUGCCGUAUCCCUCUGAAACACAUCUUCCCGUUAUACUUCGCUUCAAAGAAGGACUCGAGUGUUGGGUGCUACGAAAUCGGCUCCGCACCGCAUACGAAUGACAGCACCCUCAUCCGAACCAGUACGAACCGUAACGACUGGCACCCAUACCCGGGUAGCGAAGGGAGGAAUGGUACCCAUAUGAUGGAACUAGAGGCAAAAGGUGCUGAAGUCAGGAACGAUACGAGUAAGGAGUACAUAUUGCCCGUCAAUAUAGAAGAUGGGCACGUAAGGAGCACAUCGCGAGAAUGA